AUGAAUGUUAGGAAUUCUAUUUUUGGAUUUACUCUUUUAUUUUUAUUCUCUGAAUGUCGUGCCUGUUUUAGCAGUAAUCAAACAUACGAAUACAGAUUGAGAACUGGGAGUACUUUCUACAUGGAAUGCCGAUGCGACGAACCAUCUUCCUCCAGAAUAAGUUUGGUGUGGUUGGACAAUCAUGGCAAGAAACUGGUACCUUCGGGACCAGGUACAAAAUCAAACGUUUACACGCAAUGGUGGGACGAAGUACAAUACAACCUCUACAUAACAAACAUCAGUCGAUCUACGUCUGGUGUUUACAAAUGUGUCACACACAAUGGUGGACUGUAUUUUCAGGCAUUCGAUGUCCAAGCAUAUGAUCUCCCAUACUUUGUUAAUACGAAAAAAGCUCAGUACGUAAUCAAUGGUACCGAUGCCUUAAUAAAUUGUGAAGCCAGAGGAGCCGUAGAUCCACUUAUCAGCUGGUGCAAAGAAAGCUUUGAACCUAUAGAGAUUAUGGACGAUGAUAAGUACAGUAUAUCUGGAGAGGGAUUAUUGAUACGAAAUAUAAGUAAUGAAGACAACGGCAUUUAUAAGUGCGUAGCAUCUGAUUUAUCAACUGGAGAAGAAGUCGCUAUAGAUAUCAAAGUAGAGGUUGUUACUGUACCAGAAAUAGUAGAACUCGUAGCUAUUCCAGAAAAUGCAGCUUAUGAAGGAGCGUCUAUAUCUAUUGAAUGUCUAGCUAGUGGAACACCACCACCGGAAUACAGUUGGCAAAAGAUUACAAAUAUAGAUUAUGGAAUUGAAGUAAAUUUUAAAGAAGUUCUUAACAAAAUAGAAUUUGAUAACAUAACAGCUGAUGAUAGAGGAAUGUAUCAAUGUAUAGCGACAAAUAGUGCUGGCAGUGAUACAAAGAAAAUUGAACUGAAGGUUUUAGUUCCACCUAAAAUAACGCAAUUCAGUGACGUAACAGCUGUAGAGGAUGGUACAGUGCAAGUUGUAUGUAGAGCGCAAGGAAUACCAGUACCCAAAAUAAAUAUACUUUUUCUAGGCGAAUCAGAUGACUUAAGCAUAGUUUGGGACAGUAAAGCAAUCAGUGAGACUGAUAGUGAACUUUACUUAUCGUUUCUACGGGUUAAAAAGAGCCAUGAGGGUAGUUACAUCUGCAAUGCUACAAAUGAGGUGGACUCAGUUACUGCUGAAAUGAACCUUACAGUACUUUACAAGCCAUAUUUCAAAACUCCGGUCGAAAACACAUGGGGUUGGAAUGGGAAUCCAGUUAAUUUAACUUGCGAUCCGGAAAGUAAUCCUCCAGCUAGAAUAUUUUGGAGGUAUGAAAGUACAAAUAUAUCUACUGAAAAAGUAUUAGAAAUCAAUAGAAUGAUAAUAGAAAAUGGCACUAAUGUACCGGUAUUAUUUAACAAUGAAACAAUGUAUGGCGUUUAUGAAUGUGUAGCUCAAAACGACUAUGGAGAAGCUAAGAAGAUAAUUGUUUACUUAGAAGGCUUUGCACCUCCAACUAUUCGAAAUGUAACGCUAAUGAAUAUAACGUCAACAUCAGUAGUUUUUGAUAUCGAAGGACCCGAACAGAUAAUUGGUCCUCCAGUCGUUGGAUUCACUUCAGAAUAUGAUGAAGCCAAAAAUUAUAAUAUCACAGAUAUUCAUAACAACCGAACUUGGGCUAUAGACAGACCUUACAAGAUUAAUAAACUUAAACCGAAUAGCAGUUAUAUUAUUAGAUUUGCCGCUGUCAACGAUGUCGGCCCUGGACCAUGGAGCGAGUCGCUUGAAUUUAUGACACUGGAAAGAUCAACACCAGAAGAGCCUGCUUGGGAUACAAAUUUAGAAUAUAUCAAUGACGAAGUCCUUAAAUGGAAAGUAGGGGAAGACAACGGUGAACCAAUUGAUUAUUACGUGAUACGAUAUUGCCAGGUGAUUGAUCUAACCAUCCAAAAGGAUAAAUGUUACGAGGAAAUGAUGGAUCCAACGAAUGAAUUCUUUCUUAACAAUCUAGACCCCAAUACUACUUAUUAUUUCGAAUUGGUUGCCCACAAUUCUCUUGGAAAUUCAACCGUUGCUUCUACGUACAUAACAUUACCAGAGAAGAAUCCUGGUACAAUUAAACCUGGCGCCAUACUAGGAAUCGCACUAGUAGUUGUGUUUAUAUGUCUAGUUCUAUUAGACCUAACAAUGCUAUUUCUUAAGCGGAAAGGCGUCAUCGCAAGCUGUGUCUAUAAGAAGAAGGAUAACAAAGCUGAGGUAACGAAUGCAAGGGAUAAAAAAGGCCUUUUACGCGACAGUUCAGAAGGCGAGCCAAGGAGAUCAACUAAUGGUCACAGGGAGUUUGAGUACAACAAGAGUACGGGCAUUAUAACGGGAAAACAUUCGGCCGUAUAA
Leptosia nina is the source of this 2379-nucleotide messenger RNA. NCBI's taxonomy places the organism in Eukaryota, Metazoa, Arthropoda, Insecta, Lepidoptera, Pieridae. The record is from the annotation of a GenBank genome assembly.